GUAGUUUGCCACCACUUAAUACUAACAACUCAUCUGCUUGAGGAGAUUCUGUUGUAAUGUAUCCAGUGGCUGUUCCUGCACCAGGAGGUGAAGGAAAUAAUGGACAACAUGGGAAACUUAUUUUUUUCCUUUUUGUUUUUGGAGCUGUGUUGCUCUGUGCUGGAUUCCUGCUUUCAGUGUUUAUUCUCCAGUCAUGUCCAUCUGGAACCUUCAGUGACUGUAACGAGGUCCUUAAGGCUGCUGGGCCAGUUCUGGCUGUAGCUGGACUGGGGUGUGUUUUACUGGCACGGUCAAGAGCCAGGAUGUACAUAAGACAAAGACAAUUGCAAAAUGAGCAGGUGUACAGCCUUGUUUUUUGUCGUGGGAGCUGCCAGUUUGCCCAGUUUCUCAUAUUUGGAUUUCUGUUUUUAACUAGUGGAAUGCUAAUCAGCAUCCUGGGCAUUUGGGUUCCUGGUUGCAGCCCUGGCUGGCAUACCAUACAGCUCAACCACACCAGCAGUUCUGACGUGGACCUCCAGGGCUGUGGAUUCCUGUCACUUCAGAUAAUGGGACCUUUGAUUGUGCUCACUGGGUUGUGUUUCUUUGUGAUAGCUCAUGUUAAAAAGAAACAAAACUUAAAUCUCAGCCAAGAAUCUUGUGAAAUUGAAGAACAUCCUCAGAGCCCUGACUCUUUUCAGGUUACAGUAGGUGAUGCUGUAAUGGUAUUCCCACCCCCACCCCCUCCUUAUUUUGCUGACCCUAUGUCACCAAUUGUGACACAUUGUCUUAUGUCAAGUGUUUUGCCUACAAGCGAAAGUCCUCCACCGUACCACUCUAUCUUCAGUG
Messenger RNA from Acanthisitta chloris (rifleman), 825 nucleotides. RefSeq names its product transmembrane protein 171 (gene TMEM171). The record is from RefSeq and is a predicted model, not a curated record. NCBI's taxonomy places the organism in Eukaryota, Metazoa, Chordata, Aves, Passeriformes, Acanthisittidae. The annotation marks the transcript as partial. The transcript has 2 exons.